CGCCAACUAGUCCCGGACGAUUCGCAACAGUUGGAUUCCUUGAGAAAAACAGGAGAUUCACCCACGGGCGGAUAAACAAGUCUGUGAGAGCUUCGAAUUAACAAGAAGACCAAUAAUUGUAUUAAAAAUAUUAUAAAGAUGUCAAAGUUCAAUAAAGGAACGUUGUUAAUGAAAGCAGCGAGGAUACCCUCAAAUGACCAAAAUUUUGCAAUAUUAUGGUUUGACGCAGUACCAACAUAAACUGUAGUCAACAGUAUUACGAUAUUUUUAUCGUAUUAAUAUGGAUUCUCCACCAUCUUACUCACUAAGUAUAACUGGACCGCUGAGCGAUAUUGCCAGUAGCGGUAUUGGAGUCUCCAUAUCUAGUGACUCUGUUCGAGCCCAAUUUGCAACUACAGAGCUACAGGAAAGCGAUAUGGAGAGUAAAUCUUUAUCGCAAGAUUCGUUUGAUUAUUCGGAUGGUAUGCACGGUGAGAAUUUUAAUACAUUGAAAAAAGGGCCUACUUGGACAGAUGUUCUGUCCGCUGCUGCUGCAACAGUGGCAGAGCAAAGAAAAUUAGAAGUAGUCGAUAUCGCUAUCAAACCUCCACCAGAAUUUCAAGACAGCCCAUCGCCACCUGACACUUCCACUUCGUCUUUAGAACCACUGUCUAUGGAUACCAAAACUGUUUUAAGCGUCAGAAGGAGAGUCGCAUAUCCCUGUAUUCGAGAGUUCGCGGAAAGUUUAGUUGAAACAAUAGUGGAAGAGGCCUUGGCCAUGUCGUGUAGAAUAUCUUGGCCCGAUGGAAAGAUAACUUUAAAGCCUACAAAACACACUCCUAAUACAGAAGCAAUGCACAUAAAUUGCAAUAAUCGAAUUAAUAAAAACAGUUCAACGCGAGUGUGGAUGUCGGAUUACAUGACGUCCUCUUCGCCGGGGCUGGCUACUGCCGGCUAUCAGGGUACGAUAACUAUUACGCCUUUUAGUACGCUUAAUCGUCCAAAUUCACGCUCGUCGCUCGCCUCGUCACGGCUUUCGAGCUCCCACAAUUCCAUCAAUACAACCGGUUUGAGCAACAAAGCCGACGACAGUAGCUUUAUCACCUCGGCAAUGUCGCACGACAUUCUCACAACCAGUCAAAUAAGCGACAUGUACAACGUACCCUUCGACUCGGAUAUCUACACGGUGCCCAUCGACAUGGUACGACCUCUUCAUCACGAACUCAGGACACCCCAGCGACCGAAACGCCACAAGCAUCAUCGCAAAAGGAGACGGAAUACCUCGGCGAGCUCUCAAAGCGAACUAGACUUUCACAUGCAGCAUCAACAGGCGAGACAUUAUUGCGGGGGGAUCCUGAAUAAGCCGAGGACCAUAAGUCACGUGGCCAAGUCGCAAAAGAUGCUGGCGGACGUUUGCUGUAGCGAUGUCAAUGCUGCGACAGCAUCCGCUAAUGCGACCGUCAAUGGUGCCUGUGGUACAAAUGGUAAGAGGCACAGCGUAGUUGGCAGCUCGUUAACGGUUGUCACAGCAGCUGCCCAGAGUCGCCAGCAACAGCAGCAGCAACAGCAACAACAACAGCAGCAACAACAGCAGCAGCAGCAUCACAGGCAAUUAACGAAAUCGUCGAAUAGUCAGGUUAGAAAUAUCGGCGAGCCUAUCCAUAUGACGCUGCACGAAGUGAGACAGUACCUGCAAACUCUGUACUCGUCCGGUUCGAGCGAGAGCUGCAGCGAGGUGAAAAUGAAGCGCGACAAAAUGGCAAAGAUGUUGCCCCAGCAGAGUAUCGGCCAACUCGCGGCAAUGCCCAAACUCCUCAAUUUGAACAACAACAACAAAUACAGCAAUCCCCUGAAUACGGAAUCCUCAACAACGAACACGCCUAUAUCGAACAAGAGUAGCAACGGCCUCAUACAGCAAUCGAUAACCUUAACCAAUAUAAAUAACAAUAAUAAUAACAAUAACAAUGGUAGUAGUAAUACGAAGAAGCAUAAGAAGAACUCGCUUUCCACCCUCAAGCACAAAAAAGUGAAAGACGAGCAGAUGCAGCGAGGGGACGACCUGAGAGCGUUGGACGGGGGGAUGGAUAGCAACACCGGAAAUAGUAAUAGAGAGAAAAUAAAGAAGAGUCAGCGCAACUUUUCGCUUAAUCUUAAGCAGACUCUUUGCAACAUCUUCAGGUUCAGAAAGAUCGGCUCACCGGAGCAUCAAUUUGUCACGAAGCGGAAUAACGUGAUGCAGCAACAGCAUCAGCCAGUAGCUGAUGUUAUAGUCCAGGACGAAGACGACCUUGUGGCGGAUUACGAGCAGCAUCCGUCUCAGCAAGUAAACAAUAAUAACGGCAUUUCAUUGAGCGGUGACUUCGAUAACGUGGAGAACGCGACGACGACGGCGAUGACGACGACGACGACGACGACGACCGGGACGACGGCCCAGAAGUUGCCUUUCUUUAAGCGCGCCUUGCCCCCGUUGCCCAAGACUGUGAGCAACGGACACAUUGAGGCCACGAGCGAGAGCCUCGCCAAUGACGGCGUCAUCGUAAACGGGACCCUCGGCGCACUACCCAGAUGCGAAUCGCCCGUGAAUUCCAUGCAUCAAGUGCCGCAGCCGAGGUCUCAUCAACAAGCGGUGCCGACGGAAAAUGUCGACGAGCCACUCAACGAGGAUACCAGCAUGGACUUUGCAGCUAGCAUAGAGAAGGUCAAAGAUUAUGGCUGGUAUUGGGGUCCCAUUAGUGGUGAGGCUGCUGAGAAAAUUUUAUCCAACGAACCCGACGGAUCCUUCAUCGUUCGAGACAGCAGUGACGACCAUUACAUAUUUUCAUUAUCGUUUAGACUUAACAGUUGCGUUCGACACGUUAGAAUCGAACACGACCAAGGCAACUUCAGUUUCGGCAGCUGCACCAAGUUCAAGUCACACACGAUCGUGGAUUUCAUCGAGAACGCGGUGGAGCACUCGCGAAGCGGUCGCUACCUCUUCUUCCUCCAUCGGCGUCCCGUCCUCGGGCCCAUGCGCGUCCAGCUUCUGCAUCCGGUCUCGCGCUUCAAGCAGGUUCAAAGCCUCCAGCACACCUGUCGCUUCGUUAUUCUGAAGAUGGUGCGCAAGGAUCUGAUAUCGACAUUGCCACUGCCCCGGCGGCUGAUCGAUUAUCUCAGCGCGCCUCAUUAUUAUAGCGAGCAGUUGGCCUGCGAGCAGGAGGAGCGAGUCGAGUCCCCUGUUAGUUCAUCCACUGGUGAGCUCGAGAAGAUCUGCUUCACGCCCCAGGGCUUAUCGUGAGCGGCGGCGACGAGCGCCUCAACGCGCCUCGGCCACGCCGACCUUCUUACCCCUCAACGUGCAUUACUAACGUUACAAUGACGAUGACACGAAUUGUACGAUAUAUUGUAGCGAUAUUAACGGAUGGAUGUGCGUAGUUAUAUAUUAGAUGAAUGGGGAUUUGUGCGCGAAUGAGCGUAGAGAGAGAGAGAGA
Messenger RNA from Ceratosolen solmsi marchali, 3446 nucleotides. Its product is annotated as Suppressor of Cytokine Signaling at 16D. Gene Ontology annotation, molecular function: 1-phosphatidylinositol-3-kinase regulator activity. The transcript is spliced from 9 exons. Lineage: Eukaryota; Metazoa; Arthropoda; Insecta; Hymenoptera; Agaonidae. Gene Ontology annotation, biological process: intracellular signal transduction; phosphatidylinositol phosphate biosynthetic process. The record is from RefSeq and is a predicted model, not a curated record. Gene Ontology annotation, cellular component: phosphatidylinositol 3-kinase complex. Bases 281 to 3253 code for a protein of 990 amino acids.